CCUGACACAGCAGAAGUGGAGGACUGCUUGCAUCAUUUAUGACUGUUUGGGGCAGCGUUUUCUAGCCCUUCAACAUGGGAUUUUGCAAGAUUGCAGUAGCUGGACUGGUGCUUGCUGUACUUUCAUGCACAGUUCAGUGCACAACUACAAGGUACUUCACAUAUGAAGAGGAUGCACCUGGGACUGAGAUAGGCAAUUUAUCUCAAGAUUUAAAGAUUGAUCCGGCCGAUGACCCCGAUACAUCAUUCCGCUUCAUGCAAGAGAACAACUCCUCUGUGAUCCAAAUGAGGGAGGCGGACGGACUUUUGAGUGUCGCAGAAGUAAUUGAUCGAGAGCAGCUCUGCCCCAGGUCCCCCCGUUGCUUCAUCACCUUCGACAUCGUGGCCCUCUCCAGGGAAAAGUUUCAACUCAUCCACGUGGAGAUAGAAGUGAGAGACAUCAACGACCACUCUCCUCACUUUCCGCGCAACGAGACAAAUCUGGAGAUAGUGGAGAACGUCCCACUGUACUCCAGAUUCCCCCUGCAGAUAGCCCUCGACCAGGAUGUGGGUGAAAACUACAUUCAGAGCUACAACAUUUCAGCCUCCAGCCAUUUCGCCGUGGAAGUGCGCGACCGGGAGGAUGGGGUGAAGUUUGCUGAACUGAUCCUGGUGAAGGAGCUCGACAGAGAGGCGGAGGACUCCUACACGAUCCUGGUGACUGCAUCCGACGGAGGGGAGCCUGCAAAGUUCGGGUCAAUGACUGUGAAUAUCAAAGUGCUGGAUUUCAAUGACAACAGCCCGACGUUUGAGCAUGGCACUCUGAAAGUUGAGCUGAACGAAGACUCUCCGGUAGGUCACCGAGUCCUCAGGGUGCACGCGUUUGACCCCGACGACGGCAUCAACGGCGAGGUGAUGUACGCGUUCGCCGACGGCUUAUCACCGGAAGCCGCGCGCGUCUUCCACGUCGACCCGUAUUCCGGCGACGUGACCCUGAAGUCGCUUGUUGAUUUUGAGAAGAGGAGGUCGUACGAGCUGGGCGUCAGGGCGUCCGACAUGGGCGCGAACUCCGCGUCGUCCACCUGCAAAGUUGUGAUAGACAUCGUGGACGUGAAUGACAAUGCACCUGAAAUCAGCAUCAAGCCGAUGACCUCCAGCAGCGACGGAGUCGCCUACAUCACAGAGGCGGCAGCAGCGGAGAGUUUUGUGGCUCUGAUCAGCACCUCGGAUAGAGACUCUGGCGCCAACGGGUACGUGCGCAUCAGCCUCCUCGGGCACGAGCAUUUCACUCUGCAGCAGGCAUAUGGGGACACUUUCAUGAUUGUCACCACCACAACUUUGGACAGAGAGAAGACUCCCGAGUAUAACCUGACUGUGAUUGCUGAAGAUCUGGGAAGCCCACCUUUCAAAACUGUCAGACAGUAUACUAUCCGCGUGACCGAUGAGAAUGACAACCCUCCUCUCUUCAGUAAGUCAGUUUAUGAAGUUUCGGUCCUGGAAAAUAACAUCCCUGGUUCAUAUGUCACCACCGUCGUUGCUCGGGAUCUCGAUAUGGGAAAGAACGCCAAAGUGUCUUACAAACUAAUUGAUUCAGAGGUGCCAGGAGGAUCCCCAAUCUCCACUUAUGUGUCUAUAGAUUCCCUCUCAGGGUCUUUGUAUACUUUAAGGUCUUUUGAUUAUGAGACACUUCAACAGAUUGAACUCAUCAUUGAAGCAGAAGACAAAGGCUCCCCCUCUCUUUCAAGCACAUCAACAAUCAGGAUCAGAGUCGUGGAUCAGAAUGACAACUAUCCAUACUUCACCUUCCCCGUCCUCCUUAAUGACUCUGCUGAUAUUCUGCUGCCCUUUAAUGCACCAUCCGGCUAUCUUGCCCUCCUCGUUUCAGCCGAAGAUGCGGACGAGGGAGUGAACGGCGAGCUCUCCUACCAAAUUGUACAAGGUGACCCAAAGCUUUUUACAAUGAACAAAGACACCGGAGAGAUUGCUUUAAAACAGCGGCUGACAGCUGAAAUUGGUGACGUGCUGGAAAUGAAAAUCGCAGUGAGUGACAAUGGCAGGUCCCCGCUCUCGAGCGGUGCCACCAUUAGGUUCGUCGUCUCCGACACAGAGCCCUCCGAAGACCAAGUUGUAAUUGUGCUGCGGUCAAGUGAUGAAGAAGGCUCCGCUAUUGAUGGCUCACUAAUUAUCAUUAUUAUGCUCAGUGGGGGUUGUGCAUUGUUGCUGAUUGCAAUAGUGGUUGUUGUUGUCACAUGCAAACUCAGCCGCGGAGGAAGGCGCUAUGGCAGCAAGAGAGAAUCCGCGCACCAGAAUCUGUUUGAUAGCAGGCCCAUUCCCAUGCUUGGUUCAGCAGAACCAAACAUUUACACAGGUCAAGGAGGCUUUUUCCAUGAGAGGCCCUCGUUGUCUCUGGAUGAUUCCUGCCUGUAUGAGGAGAGAAGUGGGGACUCAGAAACAAAGAUGUUCCUGCCCUCCAAGCAUUUCCAACCAACGUCUGUGUGGCAGGGUGACAAAUACUGCUUGCAAGUGAGUGGCAUCAGCAGCACUGACCAGCAGAGCGUGAAGGACAGCGGCAAAGGGGACAGCGACUUCAACGACAGCGACUCUGACAUCAGUGGAGACGGAGGCAAGAAGAACUUCAGCACCUUCCAACCGAGGCGAAAAAGCGUAGCUAACAGUUUAUCUGGCGACUGCCAAAGCACUUACUGCGCAAUACCAACACAGAAUUUCAGAGGCCCGAGAGAUGGCGCAUACAGGACGGGCUUCUCCCCGGUGCCCGUCUUCGCGGGUCCUAAUGGCCUCCCCCAGUGUUGGAAGGACUCCGGCUACGGCACAGAUAGGCCGAAAUCCCGCAGCAGCAUGCACAGCUUCUCCAGGACCGGGACCCUUCCUUCCUACUUCCCCCAGCAGCAGCACGAGGCCGGUGUUGCGGGUGCCGCAGUGCAUAGGCAGAGUCCAAAUAUUGUAACGGUAGCUACAGCGUUAGAGGUCGCAACUAUCUUUUAAAAACUUCAUGGAAAGUUGUAAAUAUUUGUUCUUGCUCUGACUAAUUGGUGUAUAUACUGUGUAUUUAAUUAUGUUUAUUCAUGUUCCAUUAUUUGAAUUUCAGUAGUAUAUUGUUUUUUGGUUUAUAUUAUAUUAUAUU
Mugil cephalus (flathead mullet) is the source of this 3120-nucleotide messenger RNA. RefSeq names its product protocadherin 8 (gene pcdh8.1). Gene Ontology annotation, biological process: homophilic cell-cell adhesion. Gene Ontology annotation, molecular function: calcium ion binding. The record is from RefSeq and is a predicted model, not a curated record. Bases 75 to 2981 code for a protein of 968 amino acids. NCBI's taxonomy places the organism in Eukaryota, Metazoa, Chordata, Actinopteri, Mugiliformes, Mugilidae. Gene Ontology annotation, cellular component: plasma membrane. The transcript is spliced from 4 exons.